This is a messenger RNA of Brassica rapa (field mustard), 6403 nucleotides long. Its product is annotated as RNA polymerase II C-terminal domain phosphatase-like 3. The record is from RefSeq and is a predicted model, not a curated record. Gene Ontology annotation, molecular function: RNA polymerase II CTD heptapeptide repeat phosphatase activity. Gene Ontology annotation, cellular component: nucleus. NCBI's taxonomy places the organism in Eukaryota, Viridiplantae, Streptophyta, Magnoliopsida, Brassicales, Brassicaceae.
AUAGUACUAAUUACGAAAUUAACUAAUGUGUUAUUUUAUAAAAAUAUUUAAAAUUUUAAGUAAGAUUUUGUUAGAUUCUUUUCAACAGAUUUUGUUAUAAUUAAAAAAUAAUAAAAUUGAAUUUAUAGUUGCUUAUUACUAAUGUAAAUAAUCAAAUAUGUCAUAUUAACAAAUUCUUUAAGUGGUCAUAUUAUGACUUGUUAAUAUUAGAUAAAAAUAGGAUCCUAAAUUAAUAGAUUAGAUAUAUUAGUUAUUUUGGGAUUUAGUAUAAAAAAUAUUCAAAAUAACUGGAAAUAUCCAAAAAAAUCAGAAUAACCAAAGAAAAUGUUUGAAAUAGCCAAAAAUACAAAACUUCAGAAAUUUAAAUAUUUGCUAGUUCUUCAUCCAAAUUUCCAGACCGAACCAAUUUUCAUAUUAAUUUUAAUACUUGGUCAUAUAAUAUUUAAAUUUAUAUGUUAGAUUAUCUUUAUUUGCUAAUGUUAGAGAAUUUAAGAUAUAUUGGAGUUUAAUCUUGUACAUAAUUUAAAUGUAUUUCCCAAAACCUACUAGGAUUUUAAUUGAACCGAAACUAAAAUUUAUAAAUAUCAUAAUAAAGCCUAAAUUUUCAGUUCUUGAAAACUCGAAACCCAAAAUCUAAGUAGUCUCAAACCGAAUCCAAACGAAUAUCCAAACGUCCAUCUAUAGUUUUACCUUUUUGAGUAACUCAAACAUCUCAACGCCCAACAUAGUGCGUUAACCAUGAAAUUGGUUUUUGUUAAUUAUAAAGUUUCAUCGUUUUUAUUUCCCUCCAUGGAUUACUAUGUUCACUCUCUAUAUUCAAAUAAAGAUUUAUUUAUUAUAUUAUUUCCGAUUCAUUUCUAUAUAUUUUUAAAAAAUAAUCAAACUCUAUUAUAUUUGUGAUUUAUUCCAAUGUAUACAUUUAUAAUAAAGUUCUUAUAUUUUAGAAAAUAGUUAUAUAUUUUAUAUUUAGUUUUGGAAUUAAAUUAUUAACACAUAAUAUAACAUAUUUAUUUUAUAGAUUGUCGUUUGGAUUUCAUUUUGGUUUGUUUUAUUAAUAAACUUUACUAAGUAUAUUUGGGCUAUUUUGACAAUAUUCGAUAAACCGGGCCGAGAGAAAAAGUUCCAAAUGGACCUUACUAAAAACCGAUUAAGCCCAUACUAUAACUGAUUAGUCCGGGAAAAAUAACAUCCGCAUGUAUAAAUAUCAUUCUAUCAUUCUAACGACUUUUUAAAAUUUUAAGUUACUUUUUUAAGAUAAACAUUUAAUAAACGAUUUUCUUCUAUGUUUUUCAAUGUUCUUCAUUACAAUUAGAUCGUCAACCGAUCUUCAAAAUCAAGAGAUUGAAAGCUACAUAUGUUAUGCAUGUUUCUCAAACCUCAAUAACAUUACCUCAGCUGAUCAAUGAAUAUAUCAUGUUUCUAUAUCAUUCAACUCAAAACCUCUUGGUAAUCACAGCUAAUGAAAAGUUAAUCAGGCCACUAGUACAUAUGAAGAUUGAAAAGGGGAUAUAUCUGAUAAAAGGGGAUGUAAAUCAAAUUAGUUCUCCAAUAUUACGAUAUCCAUUAAUGCUAAAACUUUAUUGAUUAAUUUCAGUGUCAAAUCUGUGUAAUAAAGGACAAAGUAACAGCCUCAUGAUAGCCGCCGCAGAGCCACGAAAAUAAAAGUGUACGAAAAUUCUUUACUCGUAGGAGUAAAAAAAAACAUAACUGACUCACUUUCGCGUCAAAACAUUGGAUCGUGAGACAUAUAGCUAAGGAAAAAAACACACAUGUAGCAGCAUCUUUCUUUCACUUACUCUCAUACACAUACGUCGCGCUGACCUAGUUACGUUACUCGGAUCGCUGACGUGUACGGUCUAGAUUAAACUGAACAUUCAACUAGAUUCUCCUCGUCGCUUAUAAUUAACAUCUAAUCUCUCUCUCUCUCCUUUCGUCAUUAUAUUUUUUUUUUUACAAUCUCUCAAGCUCGUCGGCGUCGGGAGAAAAAAAAACAAAAUCUCAAAAUUGGAUCUGGAUUUGAAAAAAAAAAAGCAAAAGAGAUUUGAAAAUCUCCGAUCGAGAAUUUGAAUUUGAAUUUCUUAACUUGAAACCUCUGUUUCUUUUUUGAAUCAACGGAUUAAAACCCUAAUUUUCCGUUAUUGAGAUCGAAUGGGGAACGAUGAGGAUUUGAUUGUGUUGGCGGCGGGUGUGGAGGAUGGAGAGAUCGCUGCUGCGUCGGGGAACAAUCCGAUUGAAGUUAGGCAGAGUACGGUGGCUGAUGGCGGAGAUGUCGAUGUUGGCGCUGUGGCCGGAGGAGGAAGAGGAGGAGGAUUUGACGGCAAUUCUAGGGUUUGGACAAUGCGUGAUUUGAUGACGAAGUAUCCUGAGUACCGCGGAUACGCGAACUCGGGUUUGUCGAACUUCGCUUGGGCGCAAGCUGUGCAGAACAAGCCGCUGAGUGAAGGUUUGGGGAAGGAGUAUGAGAGGAGAGAGAGUGGUGAUAAGAUUGUGAUUGAAGACAGUGAUGAUGAGAAGGAGGAAGGAGAGUUGGAGGAAGGGGAGAUUGAUUUGGACUCUGGUUCAACAAGAGAUGAUGAGAUGGAAAAUGAGUCUCUUGUUGUCUUGACAAGUGUUGCUGACGAAGUGGAAGAUGAUAGGGUUCGGAAGGAGAGAGAGUUGGAGAGUAAAGUGAAAAUGAUCCGUGAUGUGUUGGAGAGUACGUCCUUGGUUCAAGCGCAGAUAGCAUUUGAAGGAGUGUGUUCCAGACUUUUGGGUGCUUUGGAGUCUUUGCGAGAGCUUGUUUCUGACAAUGAUGAUUUUCCGAAGAGGGAUACUUUAAUGCAAUUGUCAUUUGCUUCUCUUCAGACCAUCAACUCUGUGUUUACCUCCAUGAACAAUAUGUCCAAGGAGCUUAAUAAGGAUACUAUGUCAAGAUUGGUAUCUCUGGUAAAUGACCAUUGUUCCAGGUUUCUCUCAUCUAACCAGAGAAUUGAGAUAGAGUCCAUGAAUCAAAAUUUAAGACGUUCUGCUAUUCCACUUAACGUUGGAGCCAGCAGUGAGGAGAAUGUUAACCGAAUGACUCAGACAAGUAAUGGUGAUUUGUUUCCUGCAAAGAAUCUGUCUACAGAAGGUACCCGUAGAGGAGCCUUCUACGCAAGAAGCAGGCUGCCUCUGCUAGACCUUCAUAAGGACCAUGAUGCAGACAGCCUUCCAUCGCCCACAAGGGAAACAACACCAAGUUUACCCGUAAAUGGUCGCCAUAUGAUGGUUAGACCAGGUUUCCCCUUUGGUAAAGAGGGCCAAACGAGUGAAGGUGCCAAAGUCCAUCAUCCAUAUGAGAGUGAGGCCCUUAAAGCAGUUUCGAAUUACCAGAAAAAAUUUGGAGUUAAUUCAUUAUUUAAAUCAGAUGACCUUCCAAGCCCAACACCGUCAGGAGAACCUAAUGAAGGCAAUGGAGGCACUGGUGGCGAAGUUUCUAGUUCUGUUGUUGCCAGUACAAAGCCGGGUACUCUCAUGACUUAUGGGCAAGACGUUCCUCUCCCCUCCACUUUUAGUUCUAGAAGCAUGCCUGUUGCAAAUGCUGUAUCUAGCAGCACUGUUCCACCACAUCCUUUGUCCAUUUACGGUAUGUCUGCACCAACUGGUGCAACUCAAACAGUUGUUGCAUCUGAUCAGACAGUGAAACCUUCUGCAAAGAGUCGAGAUCCAAGACUACGGCUUGCAAAACCUGAUGGUGCCGCCAGUGUAACCAUUAGUCCUAGAGUAGUGCCUUCUACAGAAUUGGUGAACCAAAGAAAGCAAAAAGCCACCAGUGAACUUUUUAUUGAUGGGCCUACAUGGAAAAGAAAAAAGAGUGAUAAUGAUGCGCAAAAGGCUGCUAAUAUUGGUGGCUGGCUAGAGGAUACAGAAUCAUCAGGGCACCCAAAACUGGAAUCCAAGCCCAGGAUGAUUGAGACCGGAGUAACAUCUAUGAAAACAAGUGUUAUGCCAACGAAUGCUGUCUCUGUGACUCCAAAAGUAACUACGGCAACUUCAACUGAAGCACUGUCAUCUCUUUUUAAGGAUUUUGCAGAAAACUCUACAAUGCUUAAUCCUACAAUGAUUAUGAAUAUCCUUAAAAUGGGACAAAGGCAAACGGUACCUGAGAAAGCUCCUCAGAAGCCAGUGGAUCCAAGAAGAGCAGCACAACUUCCUGGAUCUUCUUCCGUACCACCAGUGGUAGCUCCACCAGUUAGUAUACCUGCAUCGAAUGCGUUACCUGCUAAUUUUCCACAGCCAGGAGCGCCUAAGGAUGAAUCUGGAAGCAUUCGCAUGAAACCACGUGAUCCUCGCCGAAUCCUGCUUGGAAGUACUGUUCAAAGAACAGACUCUGUGGCAGAGAAACAGUCCAAACUAAAUGACUCCUCCACUCUGAAGGGUAAGACAGAAGUGUUAGAAACACCUUCCCAGCUCGUUCCACGGCAGAGUAUUAGCCUGAAUGGUACCAGCAACAUGAGAGUUUCUGGUGAACCUGUCAGAGGAAAGACACCUGACUUCACCAAAAAUCUGAAAAAUGUUGCUGAUAUGUCUGUCUUAUCACAACAAGUUGGCAAUCCAUUAGCAACUACACAUGCAGCAGACCUUAAGACAGACAAAGAUCAGGAGGAGAGUGCGUCAGUUUCAGCAGCAUCAGUAACGGCUGCAGCUGGUCCCACUCGUUCCAUGAACAGUUGGGGAGAUGUGGAACACCUGUUUGAAGGAUAUGAUGACAAGCAGAGAGUAGCUAUCCAAAAAGAGAGAACUCGAAGGUUAGAGGAACAGAAGAAAAUGUUUGGAUCAAAAAAGCUCUCUCUUGUCUUAGAUUUAGACCACACCCUUCUCAACUCAGCUAAGUUUCAUGAGGUUGAAACCGCCCAUGAGGCGAUGUUGAGGAAGAAGGAAGAACAAGAUCGUGACAAACCAUAUAGACAUCUCUUUCGCUUCCCCCACAUGGGAAUGUGGACUAAACUGAGACCAGGGAUUUGGAAUUUUUUGGAGAAGGCUAGCAAGCUGUACGAGUUACAUCUUUACACUAUGGGCAACAAAUUGUACGCUACAGAGAUGGCCAAACUGCUUGAUCCUGAAGGGGUUCUGUUUAAUGGGCGAGUCAUAUCGAAAGGAGAUGAUGGAGAUCCUCUUGAUGGAGAUGAAAGAGUACCCAAGAGCAAAGAUUUAGAAGGAGUUAUGGGCAUGGAAUCGUCUGUUGUGAUCAUAGACGACUCUGUCCGAGUGUGGCCUCAUAACAAAAUGAACUUAAUAGUUGUUGAAAGAUAUACUUAUUUUCCUUGCAGUAGACGGCAGUUUGGGCUUCUUGGUCCUUCUCUUCUUGAGGUAGAUUUCGAUGAGCGACCUGAGGAAGGCACAUUGGCAUCUACAUUAGCGGUUAUUGAGAGAAUACAUAAAAACUUCUUCUCUCACACUUCACUAGACGAAGCAGAUGUGAGGAAUAUUUUAGCUUCCGAGCAACGGAAGAUCUUGGCUGGUUGUCGGAUUGUGUUUAGUCGGAUAUUUCCAGUGGGUGAAGCCAACCCGCAGUUGCAUCCCUUGUGGCAGACUGCUGAGCAGUUUGGUGCUGUCUGCACAACACAGGCUGAUGAACAUAUCACUCAUGUUGUCACAAACUCUCUCGGAACUGACAAGGUGAAUUGGGCAUUAAGCAGGGGUAAAUUUGUUGUUCAUCCUGGCUGGGUGGAAGCAUCAGCGUUUCUGUACCAGAGAGCAAACGAAAGCAAUUUUGCCAUCAAACCUUAAAUACCAAAAUGCAUUUCCCGCCUGCCAAAUAUCAUCAUCCCCACCAUAUGAUUCAAUUUGACAUUUGUUAUGGCCUGAAAACCCCAAUAGGUCAUAUCGGUUUUGAUUAGGCAAAGCCCCGGUGGGUACAUAUGCAUUCAUUUGCCCCCAGAAAGUGGCAGAUUUCAUUAAAAUGCCAAAAGUACUGGGGGUGACGGGGGUGGGGGAUUUAAACAAAACGAACUUCAAGUUGUGUCUACUAACUUUGGGGGGAGGGGGAGGGGGAGGGGGAAGGGGAAAUGAUCAGUCUUUGGUUAUAAAAAUAUUACACCAGAGAGACCCAGUAGAAAGUGAUGAUGGGUCAGGAUCAUGUUCAAUUUUGGUCCCUCUUCUGUUGAAUGUUGUUGAUUCAUGACAGAGUCAGGUUUGCUUGUUGUGCUAUGUAAUGCACUUGUGGGAAGCAAACGUGGCAAAAGACAACGGACAAUAAAAUGCUUAGUUUAAUGACUGAAAAAAAACUUUGAUUGAAAUGUUCAUAUGCCUUAUUAAUCCCCAGAAUUAAAUGUGGUGGAGAAAGCAAAUUCAUUGAGACAAGUCAAUCUCGUUAUUGCUUGACCAAGUUAGUCAUAAUAGAGCCUUUUGACCUAGAAAAGACUUCAAUCUCUCUAACUUUAUG